GGUAUGCUAAAAUAUUUGAAAUUUUAUUGGUGUCAAAAACUGUAUGCGUGUACAUAUAUAAACGGUCAGUAUUGGUUAAUAUACUAGAAAUGUGUGUAUGUGUAUAUAUAUAUACAUAUAUAUAUGUCAUUCCUGGAGAGUGCGCGAAAAGUAGUUCAAUUUUUUAUUCGAAAUUAGAAAAAUGUAAAGGUCACUCAUUUUAUUAAUUUAUUAAUUAUUUUAUAUAUUUCUUCUUUUAUAAUAGAUUUUUUAUUGUUUCAAAAAAUAUCUUAUGGUAAUUAAAUUUACAUUUAAUCUCUCAAUUUCGUUUGGAUACGAAGAUCGACGAAAAUAGAAACUUCUGUGUAAUACGAGCCGACUCCCUGAUAUAGUGCUUUCUCUCGGACGGUUAUUUUCGACCGAUCCUACUGUCCAGACGCUCAACAUAACGUAGAUAAAGCGUCAACGACCGCGGGUGCCACUUCGAGUGUCCACUAAUCGGCUCGAGUAUUUCAAUGAAUCAAUGCAUUUUCUAGUUGGCUGAGGAACUAACACAAGAAUAUGGUAUUCCUGAAGAUAUAUCUAUAAAGAUUACAACAACAUAUUUGAAGCUCUUUAGAAAAUGUCCUGACAAUGUAGUUCAUACUUUGGAUAUUUGGCGCAUAACUUUAUGGAGUAAAGCUCUUGGAGAAAAAUACUCAUAUCUAGCAAGAAAAAUUUACGAACGAUGGUUAUAUCUACGAUAUUAUUAUUUGACGUUGGCAUCAGAUGUAAUUUCUAUGCUUCGUCAGUUGAGGAUAAAAUAUCUCUUAGGUUUGAUUACUAAUGGUCCUUCUAAUGCACAAUGGGAAAAAAUACGAAAACUUUCACUCGAACAAUAUUUCGAUAUAAUUCUUGUAUCAGGAGAUUUACCAUGGGAAAAACCUGAAAGAGAAAUAUUUCGAAAAGCGUGUCGAUUUUUAAAUGUUAAACCAGACAGUUGUGUAAUGGUUGGUGACAAAUUGGAAACUGAUAUUCUAGGUGGAAUAGAAGCAGGUUUAGGUAGUACAAUUUGGAUUCCAACAGUGGAUAAACCAUUCUUAUUAAGAGAAGAUCCACAACCAGAUUUUACUAUAAGGCAUGUCACAGAUCUUUUAAGUAUAUUAAAUAGAGGUCCUGAUGCUCCAGAACUUGAAGAUUCGUCUUCAAAUGCAUCUGAUGGUAGUUGAUAAAAAAACAUUUUUUUUAGGUUUUUUUUAAAAAA
Apis mellifera (honey bee) is the source of this 1222-nucleotide messenger RNA. Its product is annotated as N-acylneuraminate-9-phosphatase. The record is from RefSeq and is a predicted model, not a curated record. The transcript is spliced from 4 exons. Bases 759 to 1187 code for a protein of 142 amino acids. Lineage: Eukaryota; Metazoa; Arthropoda; Insecta; Hymenoptera; Apidae.